Molecule: messenger RNA, 678 nt
Organism: Leishmania mexicana MHOM/GT/2001/U1103
Lineage: Eukaryota; Euglenozoa; Kinetoplastea; Trypanosomatida; Trypanosomatidae
Exons: 1
Coding region: 1-678 (225 amino acids)
Cellular component (GO): membrane
Source: RefSeq, a predicted model, not a curated record
AUGGUUCACCGUCCUGAUGACUCGAAAUAUGCCCUGUUCUUUACAUGCGUCCUGAGUCACCUCCCCAUGGUGGCCGUUGUGGCCUUUCUCGUGCGACGCAAUUUGCGCUUUGAAGGAGUGGUUGGGGCAUACUCCGUUACGGUUUCGUUUAUGUACCACAUGUGCGAGUGCUUUGAGACGAGCCUUUUCAUGUCCGAAGGGCGCUGGCACCGACUGGACAACAUUGGUGCCAUCGUCUCCGUCGGGUGCUCCUGCCUCCAACUAACCUGCUUCGAAAACCGAAUCGUUCUGGAGUACUUGCAGUACAUCGUCGUGUUCAUUAUCAUUAUAUUGCAGGAGGCCGCUCCUUGGGAUGUCCGCUACACUAUUGGGCCCGUAGCCAUAUGCAUUGCUGUACCAAUUGUGUCUCACCUCCUUAAUCCCCGCCGCCGCCAAGGGUUUGUCCUACCGCGCGUCCUCAAUGGUCUUGUGGCGCUAGCUCUCGGUGGCAUAUUUUUUGUCAUGGGACUCGAUGAAUUGAACGACCCCGUCCGGAUAUACCACGGACUCUUUCACGUUUGCAUGACGAUGACGAUUUUCUUUUUCUUUUCCGCCAUGCACCCUUCAUUGGAACGGAAGCGGAAAUCGUUGUACUUGGCAAGCUGCGAUGACGCGGUUGCCGUCAUGGUGAACCUUUGA